AUGCGUGGACGCCACGUCUUGGCAUUUGUCGUGCUCGCGGCUGUCUGUUCUUCACGCUGUGAGGCCGUCGGUGCCAGCUCCGAACGCCUGAAGCAGACCAAGCAGGCGACAUCCGGCGCAACGCAAUGGACUCCUAGGCUUGUCCUGGACGAAGAACCUAAAAGAAGUUUGAGGAGAGGGGCUGAGGUCCUCAACCUAGGCCGAGACGCAGCAUUUAAAGCGCAGCUCAAGCUGAAACUGCAGGUGUCGUUAGCUGUCGGACUCAAGCCCGAUCAGGUGCUGAUACUUUUGCAACCGACGAGUACAAAAGACACGCUGUACAGACACUAUACCAAGUAUUUCUAUGACUACUUUGUCAAGUAUCUGGACGAGCCGAUGUCGCAUCUCCCCCAACAAGUUAUCAAGAAUAUCUGGGAGGCAAGACUUCAUGCCUGGCUGCAAACGGACACUCCUCCUCAAGUCUUCUCGAAACUCAAGCUUGUCAAGAGUAUGGAUACGGAUACGUUUGCUUCUGCCAAAGGCCAGAAGAAUUACGAUAUUUUCGAGGAGUUCCACAAAAGGUGGAUGCGGAAGCAGCAGAAAGAGUCUACAAAGCCGAAGCUCGACAUUGUUAUACAUAGGAAUGAUGGAACUUGA
Messenger RNA from Phytophthora nicotianae INRA-310, 636 nucleotides. RefSeq lists its product as hypothetical. The record is from RefSeq and is a predicted model, not a curated record. The coding region runs from base 1 to 636 and encodes 211 amino acids. Lineage: Eukaryota; Oomycota; Peronosporomycetes; Peronosporales; Peronosporaceae. The transcript has 2 exons.